Phaeodactylum tricornutum CCAP 1055/1 is the source of this 2057-nucleotide messenger RNA. RefSeq lists its product with no specific name. The transcript has 2 exons. Bases 222 to 1895 code for a protein of 557 amino acids. The record is from RefSeq and is a predicted model, not a curated record. Gene Ontology annotation, biological process: intracellular calcium ion homeostasis; calcium ion transmembrane transport. Lineage: Eukaryota; Bacillariophyta; Bacillariophyceae; Surirellales; Neidiaceae. Gene Ontology annotation, cellular component: membrane. Gene Ontology annotation, molecular function: calcium ion binding; calcium:proton antiporter activity.
CGCCGGAUCCCAAUCCAACCCAUCUUGCACACCGGGACCCUCGUUCCAAGGGCCAAGCUUGAUUCACUACUUCCACCACCAACACAACCACCACCGUAUCAUCGUCCAUCCAUUCUUUGAUGCGUAACAAUACCCAAGAUCUAGAUCACAGAAACUAACGAACGAACGAACGAACUAACGAAUUCCUAGCGAGCGAUAAACGGAUCGAUACCAGUGGUGACAUGAUUGGACCCGCCAUUGAUCCAGCGGAUGUCGGCUUGACGGGCCUCUUCUGGCUUUUUUUGAGCUACGGCUACGUCUUGUACUCGAGCAGUAAUCUCAUUUCGGAAGGAUCCGAGCUGCUCCUUCUCAUCCCCAGCAUGGCGGGGUUGGUCGGCGGAGUGGUCCUCCCCUUGUUAGGAGCCGUCCCCGACGGCGCCAUCAUUCUCUUUAGCGGACUCGGAAGUCUUGAAGACGCCCAAGAAACAUUGUCUGUCGGAGUCGGGGCCCUAGCCGGCUCCACCAUCAUGCUACUGACCGUUCCCUUUGCUCUUUCCGUCUACGGAGGUCGCGUAGAUCUCGACGCCAACGGCGUACCCGACUACCUUGUCAAACCCAAACUUUCCACCAAAACGUCCUGGAAGGCCGAAUUCACAAAGACGGGCGUUACCUUGUCCGAUGCCGUGCAUCACGGUGGUGUCUUGAUGGCCCUCACUACCGUUCCCUACUUCCUCAUACAGGUGCCCGCAUCGAUCUACGCCACGCCCGAGAAUUCGGAAGACGUCGUUGCGGCACAGGAGCACUGGUGGGCGGCGGCUGGAUUCAUUCUCUGCUUGCUGGGCCUGACGGUUUACAUGAGACUGCAGUUGCAUAUUUCCCAACAGGGACAGGACAAGGGCAAGCGCAUGGCCGUCAUGAAGAAACUGCUCAAACAGGGACAGGUUUCACUCAGUGGAGCCAUUGCCGCACAAGUCAACGCCAAAGAGUCCGCGCUGCAGGCGCAGGCUGCGUCCGAAUACCAGUCCAUCCACGAUGUCAAAGAUGGUUACCCCAGUCCGGCCAUUGCGGCCUUUCUGAAAGAAAUUCUGGCCGACGCCUUUUAUUCCUACGAUUCCGACACCAAUGGACAACUCGACAAAACCGAAGUCUUUGUCUUUUUCCGAGACUUUCACGAAAGCAUAUCCGAAGAAGAAAUGGAUAAGCUCUUUGCCAAGUUCGAUACGGACGGCUCCGGUACCAUUUCUUUGGACGAAUUUAUCGGCCUCGCCUACACGCUCAUCAAGGCGCAGGACCAGCAAACGGCGCCGCGUCACCUGGACGCGUCCAGUCGCGGUACCCGUGCCGCCCUGGUACAGGCUGCCUUUGGCGAAGACGAAGACGAGGAGGAAGAAACCGUACCGGAAGAAUUCACCUCGCUCACGCCCGAUCAACAACAACGCGCCAUCAAAUGGAAGGCCUUUCGGAUGUUGGCGUUAGGAACCGGCCUGGUCGUGCUCUUUUCAGAUCCCAUGGUGGAUGUCAUGCAAGAGAUUGCGGUGCGGUCGGGCAUAUCGCCCUUUUACGUUUCCUUCGUGCUGGCACCAUUGGCGUCCAACGCCAGCGAAGUGAUCGCCUCGCAAUACUACGCCAGCAAGAAGACGCGCAAAACGAUUACCGUGAGUUUGACGGCGUUGGAGGGUGCCGCUUGCAUGAACAAUACGUUCUGCUUGUGUAUUUUUAUGGGGCUGGUCUUUGUGCGCGGCUUGGCUUGGCACUACACGGCCGAGACGGUAGCCAUUGUGAUUGUGGAAUUCAUAAUUGCAUUUAUCGUGAUUCGAGAAACUACCAUGACGACGGGAAUGGCCAUGUUCAUCUUGGCGUUGUUUCCGCUGAGCAUUGUGCUCGUCGCCGCUCUAGAAGCGUUUGGUUUGGAUUGAUGGAUCGGUUCACUAUUUGAGUGGGUCGGUGAGUCACACGCGUGUUGAAAGUAUUUGUUACGUGUCGGCGCCGGGACCACAACCUUGGCUCCGUGCCGAAUGCACUUUUUGGAAUGCAAUGUUCCGUUAAUGAAAACGCUAGUAGAGAGAACAAAUGUAUGG